CAUACCUACAAACUUCCGGUCUUCUAAUCUGGAUGAUUUUCUUAGAUUUCAAACCUAUAUUAUGCCAGUUUAUGUUGGUGAUAAUGUUGUGGGGAACUACAGAAGAUAACACGGAGGGUGGACAUCUAGUCACCUUUAAAGUAUAAACAACCCGUGGGCAGGUGCAUGAAGAAAAGAUGUCAGAUCGGUUCCAUCGUGCCGCGAGAGAUGGCUAUCUUGAUAUCCUCCAUGAUGCAACACGUCGUGAUUGCAACAAGGAAGAUGAGGAUGGGAUGACGCCAACUCUCUGGGCUGCCUUUUAUGGCAAACUCGAUGCCCUGCGUCUUUUAGUCGGGAGAGGGGGUGAUCCAGACAAAUGCGAUUUCCUGGGAAAUACAGCCCUUCACUGUGCUUGUUCAAAUGGACACACAAACGUUGUGUCCUUCCUGGUUGCCUUCGGGGUCAAUAUGUUUGCCUUGGAUAAUGACUUUCAUAUGGCCAUAGAUAUCGCUGCCAUGAAUGAACACAUGGAAAUCGUGAAGUUCCUGGAUAGUGCAAUAGCCAAAGCAGGUGGUCUUAACACCAAAACUGUGCAAAAACAGAAAACAAAGGCGUCAUUAGAUGCCCAAAAAAGGGUAAAAAUAUACGAAAAACUCCAGAAUAAGGCCCAGAAAAAAGCUGAAAAGGAAGACAGGGAACAGUUUCGAAAAAAUAAUACCACCUCAACAACUGAUCAGGCAGAUUCAUAUUCAAUAAAAAGUUACCGAGGUAAAAAAGAUGAGAAAUUCACCCUACCAGGCAGAAAUUUAUCUACCAUAAGUCAAACUGGUCCUCGUAAUUAUUCAGCCCAUAUUGAUCCUGCCAAACGUAAGAUCUCAACGGGAUCUCGUUUUUCCACUGGAGUUGUAAGUAAAAUUCAAGGCAAACGUCAACAAGAUACCGUAAGUGAAUUCCACGUGUCCAACAUGCAUUCUGGGAAACGCACUCAACGAUCACUAAGUGGUUUCAAAAGGGACACUGACGUUUUAUAUGUGCCUAAAGCAGAUUAUGGCUCCGAGGAUACUACUGACAGUCGAUCAAAUGGUGCUAACCAAAUAACCGAAAAACCUGAAGUUCCCAUGUUCGACCGCCCUGGUUUUGGGAACCUUGCAUUUUUCUCAAAACCUGGAAUAGCCACUGGUUUACAGUCUCUCUCUUCCGACCAAGCAAAUGGCAAUAUAAAUAAUGAAAGGAAUAUUGAACGAAAAUCAAGCGUUACUGACAGUAUCGGGUCAGUGAACACCUUAAUGCAGCGCAUGGAGAACAUUCCGUGGAAUAUGGAAGACAUUGAAAAUUUGGAAGAUGACAUCGAAGAAGCUUCUCCAUUGGAGUUAUUCCUGACAAUACACAAUGUUUCAGACUAUAUUUCUGUGCUAUCGCAAGAGAGGAUGGACAUGGAAUCGUUGAUGCUGUGUUCGGAAGAUGAUCUAAGAGCAAUCGGGAUACCAUUGGGGCCGAGGAAGAAACUCAUCGAGGCUUGUACCAGGAGAAGAGAUGUUCUAAAACAACCGGGUCCUAUAGUGGAUGAUAUAAUUUUAUAAUAAUUUACGUUUUAUCUCUCCUUCUGCCAUGGAGUAUACUCACGAAAUUGGUACAUAGUCCCCCCUCCCCCGUUGCCCGCUUAAGAGUAUACCAAGCUAAACAAACAUCAUUGAAAAAUAGCAGGCCAUGGGUCCAUAUAAACAUUUGAGUUGAUCAAGUUAACAUAAAACACUUAUAUGUAAUGAGCUCACUGUUAAAUACAACAUGUGUCUAAACUAUUUGAGAUGGUGGUGUUAAGAA
Messenger RNA from Owenia fusiformis, 1800 nucleotides. Lineage: Eukaryota; Metazoa; Annelida; Polychaeta; Sabellida; Oweniidae. The record is from the annotation of a GenBank genome assembly.